AUGAAAUAUAUAAGUUUAAUAAACUCUAUAAUUAUAUUUUCUUUUAUUAUUUAUCAAGUUAGCUGUAUUAGAAGUGGAAUAUUUGGACAAAUUCUUUCGAGUUCAAAAGAUGCUCUAAAUAUGAUCAAGCAAUUAGGGAGCAGUGAUAGUAACAAGCAAAAUGAACAAUCUCAACAAACUAAAGCAACAAAAAAUGCAACUGUAACUAUUGAUCAAUUAAAUCAAGAAAUUGGGAACAGUCUUGUAAAGAAUUCAAACUCUUUAGGGUUUGGAUCUUUAAUUAUUCCAACAAAUCCAUACAUGUCCCUUGACUAUAGAGCUUGUGAUUAUAGCAAAUGUAUAUCUAUACUUAACCAAAAAGAUACAUGGUUUCCAUCAAAAAUAAUGACAGAUAUUCAGAAAGAGAUGGAAACGCUUCAUUUAACUUUACCUCAGGGAAUAGUUUUUUCACUUCCUUCAACUGAAGUUAUUGCUAUGAAUACACUCCUACAAGUAUGUGUAUCUUUUUUUCUAGGACAAAUAAAUAAUGGGAAUUUAAGAUUAAAUAAGAAAGUUUGUGUUGCCCCAAAUUGUCUUGAACAAAUUAAUCUUCUUUGUAAAAAUGUUGUUGGUCCUUAUAAUCCAUCAUCAGUACACUUUAGAAAUAUAAAGACUAUGACUCAAGAGACUCAGAAAAUUUGUAGUGAAUCCAGAAAAGAAAUUAGUCAGAAAUUUCCUAAUUACUGCGGUUUACCUGCUGAUAUAUCAUUGAGUGGAAAAAGUGAAAGUCCUACUCUUAUUCCAUCACAAUAA
This is a messenger RNA of Cryptosporidium muris RN66, 792 nucleotides long. RefSeq lists its product as uncharacterized. The coding region runs from base 1 to 792 and encodes 263 amino acids. The transcript has a single exon. Lineage: Eukaryota; Apicomplexa; Conoidasida; Eucoccidiorida; Cryptosporidiidae. The record is from RefSeq and is a predicted model, not a curated record.